UCUAUCUCAGGGUCGGGGCUGAAUGUUUUGACUCGAUCUUUUUUUUUUUCUUUUUCAUAUUUCUUCCAUCCUUUUCCAUCACCUCACGACAUCUCGAUUUAUUUCUAUCCUAUCUCCUUAUCUUUUUGAUGGGUUUUCUUACGGAGCAUUUUACUUUGGGUGGCGGGGGGGUUAUUUUUCUUUCUCCGAAUUUCUGGAGGAGCUUCCGGAUAUGGUGUUGCUUGCUUGCUUUGUACUUUUUGGUGUUUUUUUUUUUGUUCCCUGCGCGAUGGCUUUUUCCCUUCUGCGGGUCACACAGUCCUCACGACAGGGCAAGGGGUGUUGUGCACCUCAUCGGAUCUGAUGUUUGGAUCCGAGCGUGGACAUGCCAUUUCCGGCACCGAUGAUAUUUCGACUUCUUCUGCUUCUUGUCUAUGAUUUCUGGGCACGUACCAACGGGUUUUCUCUUUUUUAAUGGCUGGGGUC
Messenger RNA from Tricharina praecox, 465 nucleotides. RefSeq lists its product as uncharacterized. The coding region runs from base 129 to 386 and encodes 85 amino acids. Lineage: Eukaryota; Fungi; Ascomycota; Pezizomycetes; Pezizales; Pyronemataceae. The record is from RefSeq and is a predicted model, not a curated record. The transcript has a single exon.